Molecule: messenger RNA, 345 nt
Organism: Striga hermonthica
Lineage: Eukaryota; Viridiplantae; Streptophyta; Magnoliopsida; Lamiales; Orobanchaceae
Source: the annotation of a GenBank genome assembly
AUGAGCCGAUCAACACAGCCAAGAGUCACCCGUGGGUCGUUCGAAAAUGUUCCACUGCUCGGGUCGAAUGCUGGGGCUUCAAUGGCGGUCGAAGGUGGCGGCGAGUCGCCGGGAAGUUGCAGCAUAAAUAUUUACAUAAACAAUGAUUUCCAGGGUAUCAAUAACUCUAUUUUGGUUGGUAGUGAUGUGAAAAUGGGGGAUCCUGGAGUUAGGCUUUGUUUGGAGGGGCUGCAAUUAGACAGAGCGUUUCAUAUGGUGAGAAGGAAUAAGAGUUGGGAUUAUUGGGUGGUUUUGGUUGGGUUUGUGGUGAUGGUAAUCUCAUUUUCUGCUUAUUUGUUGGUGUGA